Molecule: messenger RNA, 2094 nt
Organism: Galendromus occidentalis (western predatory mite)
Lineage: Eukaryota; Metazoa; Arthropoda; Arachnida; Mesostigmata; Phytoseiidae
Product: ATP-binding cassette sub-family F member 2
Exons: 1
Coding region: 135-2015 (626 amino acids)
Molecular function (GO): ATP hydrolysis activity; ATP binding
Source: RefSeq, a predicted model, not a curated record
GACACACUCGUUCGACCGCCUGCCUAGUGACUCUGGUGGCGAACAGUUUGUGCCGCUGUUCAUUGAUCUAUCUGUGAUUUAGUCGUUAUUCUAAUUGUCUGUUGAAACUCCCAAGUUCUCCGAGCAAGGACACGAUGCCGUCUGACGCUAAGAAAAAGCGAGAUGCCAAGAAGAAGGAGGCUCUGAAGAAUCGGAACAUGCCCACCAAGAAAGGCGACUCGCCGGUUGAAGAUGAUUCACCGCCGACGAACGGCUCUUCAAUCGUAAAUGGAACGAAUGGUGUCACAAGCGAGUACGCAGAGGAUGAAAUGGAUGAGGUGACCAAGAAAUUCGAGGAAGACAUGCGGAUGAACGCUGCUGCCCGCGCCGUCACCGGUGUUCUCUCUAUCCACCCCCGGUCACGCGACGUGAAGAUCGAGAACCUCUCCAUCACCUUCCACGGCUGGGAGGUUUUGCAGGACACCAAGCUGGAAUUGAAUUGUGGACGACGUUACGGACUCAUCGGAAUGAAUGGCUGCGGCAAAUCCGCCCUGCUUUCGGCGAUCGGCCGUCGAGAGCUGCCCGUCCAGGACUGCCUUGACAUUUACCACCUCACUCGCGAGUGCCCCCCCUCAGACAAGACCGCUCUGCAAAUGGUUCUGGACGUUGACAAGGAACGACUCCGGCUAGAGAAGCUCGCCGAGGAGUUGGCCUCCGCCGAAGAUGACACGAGCCAGGAGCAGCUCAUGGAAAUUUACGAGAGAUUGGACGACAUGAACGCUGAAACGGCGCUCGCCAAGGCGUCAUACAUUCUCCACGGUCUGGGUUUCACGCUCGCCAUGCAACACAAAAAGUGCAGGGAUUUCUCCGGAGGUUGGAGGAUGCGAAUCGCCUUGGCACGUGCGCUCUACGUGAAGCCGCAUAUCCUGUUGCUCGACGAACCGACGAACCACUUGGACUUGGACGCCUGCGUGUGGCUGGAAGAAGAGCUGAAAACCUACAACCGUAUCCUGAUUCUGAUUUCCCACUCGCAGGAUUUCCUCAACGGUGUGUGCACCAACAUCAUCCACAUGAAUCAGCGUAAGCUCGAAUACUACGGAGGAAACUACGACCAGUUCGUCAUAACACGCGCGGAGCAACUCGAGAACCAGAUGAAACGUUACAACUGGGAGCAAGCUCAGAUCGCCGACAUGAAAGACUACAUCGCUCGAUUCGGUCACGGAUCGGCGAAAUUGGCACGUCAAGCUCAAUCGAAAGAAAAAACUCUCGCGAAAAUGGUCGCUGGAGGUCUCACGGAGAAGGUGGUCCAAGAUAAAUCUGUGAGCUUCUACUUCCCGUCUUGCGGACCCAUUCCCCCGCCUGUGAUCAUGGUUCAGGGCGUCUCGUUCAGAUACAGCGAUAACACCCCGCUCAUUUACAAGAAUCUCGAGUUUGGUAUGGACCUCGACACGAGGGUCGCUCUGGUCGGUCCCAACGGAGCAGGGAAAUCCACGCUGCUGAAACUUUUGUGCGGUGCGCUCGUGCCCACCGACGGCAUCAUCAGGACUCAUUCUCAUCUGAAAAUCGCGCGUUACCACCAGCAUCUCCACGAAUCGCUCGACGUCGACCUGUCCGCGCUGGAAUACAUGAUGAAGAGUUUUCCAGAUGUUCGUGAGAAAGAAGAAAUGCGAAAGAUCAUCGGUCGCUACGGGCUUACGGGACGGCAGCAGAUUUGCCCCAUCAGACAAUUGUCGGACGGACAGAAAUGUAGAGUUGUGUUCGCUUGGUUAGCGUGGCAAGUGCCUCAUAUGCUCUUCUUGGACGAACCUACGAAUCAUUUGGAUAUGGAAACUAUCGAUGCUCUCGCUGAUGCCAUCAAUCAUUUCGAAGGAGGCAUGGUGCUCGUUUCCCACGAUUUCCGUCUGAUCUCUCAAGUAGCCAAAGAAAUUUGGAUCUGUGAGCAUCAGACGGUCACCAAAUGGCCGGGAGACAUCAAGACCUACAAACAACAUCUGAAAAACAAAGUCAUGAAGGAGCUCGAGAAAAUCAAAGUCUGAGAGCUGGAGUCUAGGGCUUACGUUCAUUGCUACCGGAGACGAAUUAAUUAAUUAUUUUGAUCAAUAAAUUGUUGACCGU